This is a messenger RNA of Rhinopithecus roxellana (golden snub-nosed monkey), 839 nucleotides long. Its product is annotated as probable E3 ubiquitin-protein ligase HERC6. The transcript is spliced from 7 exons. Bases 36 to 704 code for a protein of 222 amino acids. Gene Ontology annotation, biological process: ubiquitin-dependent protein catabolic process; protein ubiquitination. The record is from RefSeq and is a predicted model, not a curated record. NCBI's taxonomy places the organism in Eukaryota, Metazoa, Chordata, Mammalia, Primates, Cercopithecidae. Gene Ontology annotation, molecular function: ubiquitin protein ligase activity.
CUAAACUUGAGAAAAAAAGAUAUUUCCUCUUUGGAAUGCUGUGUGGACUCUCCUUAUUCAAUUUAAAUGUUGCUAACCUUCCUUUCCCAUUGGCUCUGUAUAAAAAACUUCUGGACCAAAAGCCAUCGUUGGAAGAUUUAAAAGAACUCAGUCCUCAGUUGGGGAAGAGUUUGCAAGAAGUUCUAAAUGAUGAUGCUGAUGACAUUGGAGAUGCGCUCUGCAUACACUUUUCUAUACAUUGGGACCAAAAUGAUGUUGACUUAAUUCCAAAUGGGAUCUCCAUACCUGUGGACCAAACCAACAAGAAAGACUAUGUUUCUAAGUAUAUUGAUUACAUUUUCAACAUCUCUGUAAAAGCAGUUUAUGAGGAAUUUCAGAGAGGAUUUUAUAGAGUCUGUGAGAAGGAGAUACUUAGACAUUUCUACCCCGAGGAACUAAUGACAGCAAUCAUUGGAAAUACUGAUUAUGACUGGAAACAAUUUGAACAGAAUUCAAAGUAUGAGCAAGGAUACCAAAAAUCACAUCCUACUAUACGGUUGUUUUGGAAGGCUUUCCACAAACUAACCUUGGAUGAAAAGAAAAAAUUCCUUUACACGAGGAAAACGAGGUUUGGAGCAUUUAGUAGCUUGCCCAUGUUCAGACAGCUGUGUUUCUUACAGGACGUGAUAGGCUGCAUGCAAGAGGCAUACAGAAAAUGGAAAUAGUAUUUCGCUGUCCUCAAACUUUCAGUGAAAGAGAUCACCCAACAUCAAUAACGUGUCAUUAUAUCCUCUACCUCCCUAAGUAUUCUACAAUGGAAAGAAUGGAGGAAGCACUUCAAGUAGCCAUCAACAACAAUA